This is a messenger RNA of Beta vulgaris subsp. vulgaris (sugar beet), 1500 nucleotides long. RefSeq lists its product as hypothetical. The transcript is spliced from 4 exons. The coding region runs from base 340 to 1158 and encodes 272 amino acids. The record is from RefSeq and is a predicted model, not a curated record. NCBI's taxonomy places the organism in Eukaryota, Viridiplantae, Streptophyta, Magnoliopsida, Caryophyllales, Amaranthaceae.
GCAGUGUUACAUUUACAGGUGUAUCUAACAGAAAUACAAGUAGUUGGUAAAAUUGCAGGUUACAUUACACCUAACAAAGUAGGCUCUCAACCUCCAUUUCUGUUCUAAAAUUGAGUGAAUCCAAGAUAACCCGGAGUAGAAAGAAGAGAAAUCUUGAAGAUCUAAGAUGCUUUUCAUUCAAUCUCAUACAUUACACCCUCUUUAGUCCUUUGCAUAGCUGACCCCCCUCAGUAUUUCAAUGAUAGUAAGUGAUUACAACGGAACUGAAAUACCGACGGAGUGAAGGUGUGCAAAACUGUGUUCGCAUUGUUAAGCAUUAACGGAGAAGUGAGUGGAUAAAUGGCAGACUCCAACUAUGAUGCUGGUGACGAUGAAACACUAAAAAUUGAUGGGAUGGAAGUUCUUUGGACUGAGAAGUUUGAAUCUUAUUUUGUAUAUUUAAUGUCGGAAGAAAUAGCAAGGGGAAACAUGCAAGCAACUACCUUUGCCAAUGCAGCGUGGAAAGGUAUCUCAGAGGCUCUGAGACAGAGAACAGGGAAAGAGUACACAUAUUUGCAGUUGAAGAAUAAAUAUCAUAACCUGAGGGCUCGAUGGAGCGAUUUUAGUAAUUUGUUAAGGGAGAAAGACAUUAAGUAUGACUCAAUAACUGGAGAAGUUCUCGCAACAGAUGAUGUAUGGAGAAAGCUGUACACGAGGUACCGUCGAGCAAAAAGCUUCAGAAAGAAAGGAUUGAAAGAUUAUGAUAAGUUGUGUGUGAUAUUUGGGUCUCCUGAAAUUCAAUCCAUUAGAGGGGAUUCCAGUGAAGAUGGAGGAGAUACUUUUAGAGCCAGGAAAAGUGACAAACUUCUAACUCCAGAGAUCCCAUGUAGAGAUAUAGUAGUUGAGAAAUCUAAUACUCCAAAGAAGCAAAAGAUAGGUAAGAAGAUGAGCUUUACCCCUUCAUUGGAUUCAGUUGCCGAUAGCGGUGAUGGUUGUGGGUACCAAUCUGGGCAAGUCCAGGAUGUUGUUAGAUGUAUGGAGGCGCUGAACACGCUAGAAGGAAUAGAUGGUGUAUCAUAUGUGAAGGCAACAAGGUAUAUUCAUGAUGAUCCCUUAUGGAGAAAGAUGUUUCUUUGUAUGCCAGAUGAAAGGAAGAAAGACUGGGUGCUCAACAUUUGAGAAAAUUGUUAUGGCUACUCUACCAAAUAUAUCACGAGAAAGGUUCAUUAGCUAGUAGUUAGAUAUCUAGUUUUCGAUUCGAGAAACUGGCGGGUUCAGUGUGUUUACAGAAAUUCCCCAUAGACGCGUAUUCCAAACUUUAGAUAUCCGACAAUUAGCUAUUCAACCACUCUCAUAUUCAUAGUUGUGGGCUGUGGCUGUUGUGGUGUGCCUGGCAGCUAUCUUGUAAAUGUUGUGGAUUCCUUAGGCCUGACUCCUGAGGAUUUUUAUCCUACUUAUCUGUUGGGUGUUUGAUUGGUAUAUAUAAAAGGUUACUACUACUUCAGUAGUACUGAUUCAGAA